AUGUCGGCGUUGCAGACGUUCCUGCUGGUCGUGGACCAUGAUAAGCAGGAGGCCAAGCAGAUCGCGGAACGAAUUGCUCAAGAUGUGGAGACCAAGAAAAUCACGCUCAUUGAAGUCGUGCAGUCGUUAGGAGAGUACAUCAAUGACGAGGACCCGAUUCUGCGCGGCAAGGCCGUUUCCUACCUCACGGCCGUGAUCAGGGCGCUUCCCCCGAAGUUCCUGUCGAGACAGCAGAUUCAGGUUCUGACGACUUUCUUCUGCGAACGGAUUGAGGAUGGAGGUGCCGUCGCUGGGUUGGAGACCUUGCAGAAGCUGGAUCGGUUCAAUAAGGCGUUGGCUGAAGAGGUUGCGCGGGCUGUCUUCGAGCGCUUCGAGGAGCUACAGUCUCGCUCGCAGUCUCAGAGGUUCCAGGUUUACCAAUUGCUGAACGAAUUGAUGAUCAAUCAUCGUGCCGCCCUCCAUGAUAUGGGUGACGAGUCCCUGGUUGGCAUAGUGAACUUGAUGACGGGUGAGAAGGACCCACGCAACCUGAUGCUGGUUUUCUCGAUCCUCAAGGUGGUGAUGGUGGAGUGGGAUGUGUCCAACCAUGCUGAAGCUCUGUUCGACUCUGUCUACAACUACUUCCCCAUUACGUUCAGGCCUCCGCCGAAUGAUCCCUACGGUAUCACUGCUCAGGAUUUGAAGGAUCGCUUGCAAGAUUGCAUUUCGGCGAAUAGUCUAUUUGCUCCGCACGCUGUUCCUUCUCUGUUGGAUAAGCUUGACUCCACGUCGCCCAAUGUCAAGAAAGAUGCGCUCAAUGCACUUAUUGCUUGCGUCAAGUUGUACGAUCCAAACACCGUGUCCAAGUACUCGAUCACCAUCUGGGAGACUCUGAAAUUCGAGAUCCUCAAUGCCCAGGAAGAGUUCCUUUCUGAGCUCUCACUUCAGGUCUUGAGCAGCAUUGCGCAGCGCUUGUCGGAGGGCGUCACACAGGUCUCCGAUCAGUUGCCUCUUGCGCAGUUCUUGCGCCCUAUUACCAAGGAGUGCAGCGAGCAAUUGCAGGAGCCUCAGCAAAAACAGGCGAAGCCUGCUCAGCAAAUCCUCAGCUCGACUUCCGCAGCGUCCGCGGCCUCGUUCACGCUCAUUGUGCAAACCGUCGUCGCGCCACUCUUGACGAUCUACCAGGAAGCUGAUGGAAUUGCUAAGCAGAGAGCUCUGCUAGAUACAUUGACCGUUCUCUUCGAUUCUGCUAUUCAGGUAUAUGGCGCAUGGACAUCGCGGGAGUCGGAGCCUAGUCUCAGCAACCCCUUGCUCGAAUUCAAGGACCAGUUCUCGGACAUCUUCGGCCAGGCUCUUAUGGGCGUUAUCAAAGAGGAAGUCUCGUUCCGCACCUCCGCCCUGAAGGGAUUCUUGCGCUUGUCUACCCUGCGCAACUACUUCCAAGACAACGAAGUCGGACUCUUCGUACAAUACCUUGACGAAAUCCUCCUCAAGGAGGAAUCGGUCGGUCGUGACGAUCUGAAGAAGGAAGCCAUCGCUGCCCUGACUGAAAUCUCGAAGUACAAGCCUCGUCUGAUCCUGGACAUCACUUUCCCUGCUUUCGUGGCCACGCUUCCUGACUCCGACGAUGGGUCGAACCCUGGGUAUAUCACCACCCUCGAGACUCUCGCACAAAUCAGUGUUGAGAGAGAUAUCUUCGACACGCUUGUCCGUCGUCUGCUCAGCAAGUUGAGCAUACUGUUGCAGAAGGAAGAUCCAGGGUCCGUGGACUACCCCAGAGCCAUCCUCUUGACUAUCCUUUAUGUCAUGAACCAAAGGAAACUCGAGGAGACCCCAAACCUGGACCUCUACUACGACAAGAUCGUCGUGAGCCUGUGCCGCAGCGCAGCAACAGCAGCUCUAGGCAAGGCCCCGAACAACAUCCUAACCGACGCUACCGUCCUUGAUGUCCUCGGAAGACUAUGCAACGUCAUCAUCAGAUCCCUUCCUCAGAGCAAGCACGACGAAGUCGUUUCCAACAUCUACACCCUCUUCGCCUCAGCGGAUGGCUUCCAACAGGUGCCUUUCACGCCCUCCCCAACCGACAGCCACCGCCGCACCAUGAUCCUCUCGACCUACCUCCUCGCCAGUCUCCCCCGAGACACGAAGAACCUUCCCUCCUGCACACCCCCCGUGAUGUCCGACCUCCUCACAGACAUCGCAAGCCGCUGCACGACCGAGACCGAGACCGCCACCCAACUGGCCUUCCUCCGCCAUCUAGCCCUCUACAUCAACAAGCACCUCAACAAGGAAGAUCUCGAUCUCGCAACCUCCCUCUUCGACACCCUCCUCCCCCCAACCACCCAAGACCCCCAACUCACCACCCCCACCAUCAAAACCCUCUUCUGGCUCUCCAAAGCCCUCAUCCUACGCCUCUCCCCCAAAACCACCCAAAUCCUCACCACCCUCCUGAACCUCCUCUCCUCCUCCUCCGAAUCCACCAGCACCACCGCCGCCCGCGGCUUCGCCAUCCUCCUCAAAGACGACGAAGUCCUCUCCCCAACCAACCACGCCAACAUCCGCCUCCUCUCCAAACAACGCGUCUUCACCACCCUCACUCCACUCAUCUCCGCUCGCAUCCGCGAGGUCAACGUCGCCGGCAACACCACAACCACCACCACAGCACCAACAUCACCACACAUCAAACCCGCCCACCUAACCGCCCUCUCCGGCAUCCUCUCCACCAUCCCCCCGACCCUAGUCAUGCCCGAACUCCCCACCCUCCUCCCCCUCCUCCUUCAAAGUCUAGACCUCCAAUCCGCCGACUCCCAGCCCGUCCGCGCCGCCACCCUCGAGACCCUCGCGGUAAUCAUCCGCGACAACGGCGUCACCGUGAUCGAAGAUUGCGGACACGUGCAAAGCCUCGUCACUCGACUCCUCAAGACAGCCGAGCAUGCACCAGCUACUGGAGCCGUGAACGGACCCAAACUGCGCGUCGAUGCCCUCAAGUGUCUGUUCUUGCUUGCGCAGACGCCGGGUUCCGGUGGUGUCGCCGAUGCUCCCAAGGUAGCUAAGGCGGGUAAGCUGUCGCCGCUGUUGCCGGUGAAGAGUCAGGUGCUUCGGGCGUUGAGGACGGUGCUGGAUGAUCCGAAGCGCGAUGUUAGGAAGGCUGCGGUGGAUGCGAGGGGCGCUUGGCUUAGGGGGGUGGAUGAUGCGGCGGAGCAGGAUGAUUGA
Messenger RNA from Aspergillus luchuensis, 3192 nucleotides. Its product is annotated as MET18/MMS19 family protein. Gene Ontology annotation, biological process: iron-sulfur cluster assembly. The transcript is spliced from 6 exons. The record is from RefSeq and is a predicted model, not a curated record. Bases 1 to 3192 code for a protein of 1063 amino acids. Lineage: Eukaryota; Fungi; Ascomycota; Eurotiomycetes; Eurotiales; Aspergillaceae. Gene Ontology annotation, cellular component: cytosolic [4Fe-4S] assembly targeting complex.